Metarhizium album ARSEF 1941 is the source of this 1191-nucleotide messenger RNA. RefSeq lists its product as uncharacterized. Bases 1 to 1191 code for a protein of 396 amino acids. Lineage: Eukaryota; Fungi; Ascomycota; Sordariomycetes; Hypocreales; Clavicipitaceae. The record is from RefSeq and is a predicted model, not a curated record. The transcript is spliced from 3 exons.
AUGGCACAAACGGGGCAGACGUGGCUCAUUGUCCACGCCGGACUGACGGGCUUCGUCGUCAUACCCGCCAUCGUCGUGUGGCUCCUGACGUUGGGCCUUGCGAGAAGCCAAGGGGAUCCGGCCCGCGUGGCAUUUAGCUGGCUGAAGGCUUGUCAUCCCUUCUUUGCGCUCUCUCUGAUGCUCACCAUCACCUCCGACGUUGCUGGCGUCGUUCGCCUAUCAUGGGAAUACGAAAACGGUUCUUUCGAUCAGGUAGCCCACACAACAUCCGACAUCGACCGCCUUGACCAGACCGACCGGUACGCCAACCAAAUUGCCAUUUUUUUCGAACGCAUCGUCAAUGCCCUGCUUGUCAUUGUACUCGCCGAGUUGGGCAGUGGAUUCCGCCGCGCGCAAAUCAAGAAACCCGCUCCUGGCCGAAACGUCAUCCGCACCGCUGCGUUUAGUGGCGCCUUGGUGAUUUUCGCUGUUUCCGUGACAUGUUUUGCUUUGUCGCUUGCCGCACUCCUUGAGUUUACGCAGUCAAACUCGACGUCGGAUCUUACUGCUGUGGCGGACGCGUGGGACAAGGAUAGAUGGUUGAGGGCCGCUGGUGACAUGAUUAAUUUUGCCAUUUCGGUUGGCCAGGUUAUUUACGCCGGAUAUGUGGUUGGCCAAUAUGCCGGGCUACCAGGAAGAAACUCUGCCAUCUUUUACCUUGUUUCCACGAUUCUCGACGCCAUCCGCUGGCUUGUCAGUAUUGUACUCCUCGGAAAGUGGAUUCUCCCCCAAGAGGAACUUCCCGUCGCUUGGGAUAUCAUCGAUCCCGUCCUUGUUCUUUGGCUUCGCCUCAUCAUCUUGGUGUUGCUCCUUGUAAUUGGAAACCGUAGGCAAGCGGGUCUCUGGAGCACGAUUCAACCCUGGAUGCAGGACCGACGGGCGGACCAUCUUCGACAUUCUGUGCUUUCGCAUGGGCAAGUGCCUUCUACUCAGCCCAUACACUACCAGUAUCCCCCUCAGCCGCAGGAAAAUCCAGGAUGGCGAUUCCCACAGCCAAAUCCGACCCCCGCUGGUGCGUGGGAUCCUUACGAGAUGGCGUCGCCGUACCAGGUUGCGGGACCAGAGGAGCUAGAUUCAAGACAGAUGCAACAGUCUUUGUACUAUACAAGCCCAUGUCACGUCCCCGUCGAAGCUUCUGCGGAGAAGGCGUAG